UCAUCUAAAAGACACAUUUAGAGUAUCUCGAACGCAUUACCCAAUAAACACAAUUCCACCAAAUCUCAUUCACAAAUAUUGAAUCACAAUACUGAAGACUUGAAUCGUAGAGAAAGUUAGAAAUUGUAUUGACGUGGAAAAAUGUGUUACCUCUUUAAAUUUCAAAUUGAGUUUUGGAAAAAUGGCACUGAUAAACAAUUCAGUUGUAGCAAAAAUGUAAUUGAAUGUCAGUUAAACAGUAGUUACGGUGUUCAUAAGUAAUUGCUACUUAGAAUCAAAUGCUAAACAUUCCAGUAUUUUUACCUAUUUUUACCUAUUUACCUACACUGAACAAAAAUAUAAACGCAACAUGUUUAAUUAUGGUCCAAUGUUUAAUGAGUUGAAAUAAAAGAUCCCAGAAAUGUUCCACAACCACAAAAAGCUUAUUUCUCUCAAAUUUUGUGCCAAAAAAUGUGUAUACAUCAUUGUUAGUGAGCAUUGAUAAUCCAUCCACCUGACAGGUGUGGCAUAUCAAGAAGCUGAUUAAACAGCAUAACCAUUACACAGGUGCACCUUAUUGCUGGGGACAAUAAAAGGCUACUCUAAAAUGUGCAGUUUUGUCACACAAGACAAUGCCACAGAUGUCUCAAGUUUGAGGGAGCGAGAAAUUGGCAUGCUGACUGCAGUUAUGUCCACCAGAGCUGUUGCCAGAGAUAUUAAGGUUAAUUUCUCUACCAUAAGCCACCUCCAAUGUCGUUUUAGAUAAUUUGGCAGUAUGUCCAACCGGCCUCACACCGCACACCACGUGUAUGGCAUCUUGUGGGUGGAGCAGUUUGCUGAUGUCACCGUUGUGACCAGAGUGCUCUAUGGUGGCGGUGGGGUUAUGGUAUGGGCAGGCAUGAACUACGGACAAUGAACACAAUUGCAUUUUAUCGAUGGCAAUUUGAAUGCAGAUAUCGUGACAAGAUCCUGAGGUUGAUUGUCAUGCCAUUCAUCCACCGCCAUCACGUCAUGUUGAAACAUGAUAAUGUACACGAUUCCUGGUAGCUGAAAAUAUUCCAGUGCUUCCAUGGCCUGCAUACUCACCAGACAUGUUACCCAUUGAGCAAGUUUGGGAUGCUCUGGAUCAACGUGUACAACAGUGUGUUUCAGUUCCCCGCAAUAUCCAGCAACUUUGCACAGCCAUUGAAGAGGAGUGGGACAACAUUCCACAGGCCACAAUCAAUAGCCUGAUCAACUUUAUGCGAAAGAGAUGUGUCACGCUGCAUGAGGCAAGUGGUGGUCACAUCAGAUACUGACUGCUUUUUCUGAUCCAUGCUCCUACCUUCUUUUUUUUUUAAAGGUAUCUGUGAUCAAAAUAUGCAUAUCUGUAUUCCCAGUCAUGUAAAAUCCAUAUAAUCCAUAUAUUAUAUUUGACUGAUUUCCUUAUAUGAACUGUAACUCAGUAAAAUCUUUGAAAUUGGUGCAUGUUGGGUUUAUAUUUUCAUUCAGUACAGAUUAUCCAUAGCUGUCUAAUUCUGAUCUACUUUUUCUAUCUCUAUGUUUAUUUGAGGUGUAUUCUUACUGUGGAAGGCAUCUCAACAACAUCACAGAUGGGUCUGUGGUUUAUUGCUUUCAUCACUUUUCUGUUGAAAGGUGCACUCUGCCAAGAGUGGAGUCUGUGGAUGCCCCAAAGCAUUGUGGCUGUUGGUGGAUCCUGCCUACUGGUCCCAUGUAGAUUUGAGAUCCCUGCUGCAUUUGAUGCUGACUUGAAAAACUGCACACCCACUGGGCUUUGGUCUAAAAAAAUUUGGGGGGGAAAUAUAGUAUUGAGCUCAGCCCAAACGGAUGCCCAAAACAUCAUAAAGGGAGUGAUGGUGGGAAAUCUGUUGAGCAAGAACUGCACCACUCUUUUCAACAGUUUCCCUGCAGGAUAUGAUGACACAUAUAUCUUCAGGCUGGAAUGUGCUGGAACAAAUCGCCUCAAGUAUAUUUUCUACCCAGGAGUACAUAUCAGUCAUACAGACACCCCACCCAAACCCCAACUAACCACUAUGGGCAACAUCACAGAGGGGGAGCUGGUUAGAAUGAGCUGCUCUGCCUCUGCCCCCUGUCCUACGUUCCCGCCCUCUCUGAUCUGGACCUCUGGGCUGGGUGGCAGUGUCGAGAGCCAGCUACAGGAGGGUAUAGAUGGGCUCAUGACCAUGACCUCCACCCUUACCUUUACCGCCUCCCUCCUCCAUCACGGGCUGCUGGUCAGAUGUUCUGCCCGCUACACACUGCAGCCAGGGGGCACCACCAAGACGACUCAGGGGAACCGGACCCUCAAUGUUCUUUAUGCUCCUAAAAACACUGUAGCCCUGUCCAGCCCAUCUGGGCCUGUGCCCGACGGGAGGGCAGUGACCCUGACCUGUCAGAGUGAUGCCAACCCACCAGUGGAGCGCUACUCCUGGUACAAAGACAGCAGUGGGCAGGUGACCUGGAAGGCUAAUGGGCAGACACUGGUCCUCCUGGUCAACAAAGCAGACAGCGGGCUGUACCUCUGUGAGGCCCACAACGAGAAGGGAUCACAAAGGUCAAAGGUCAUGCCUCUGGAGUUCGAAAGUGGCCAAUGUUCCGUGAUGGUCCCCUACAUCAUUUGUGGAGUGAUGGUGUUGCUCUAUGUUCUAACCGUCACCGUGGAUGUGUAUAAAUAUAAAAGUCUGUCCAGAAGACUGAAACAGCUAGAGCUGUCAGAGAAAGGAGACGCCACGUACACUAACCUAACGAUCGCCAGCAUCAGUUCUGACUAUGACCAGCUCCAGAUGACCAGGGCUGCCCGAGGUGAAGCUCACCCUGGCAGAAGAAGUGAAAGAGCUGCUCCUUGAAACCACAUGGCAAAACAGAUCCAGAUUUGACCUUUGCAUUUUAACUUUGUUGUAUGGAAAAUGUUCAUCUUGUUAUUUUUCUUCAGAUCGUACUGUAUAAUUCUAUCGCAAAAUACAUGAUAUUAUAUAUUUGAAUCUGAUGCCUCGAUUUUAUAUACCUGUCAGCAACGGGUGUGGCUGAAAAAGCCAAAUCCACUCAUUUGAAGGGGUGUCCACAUACCAUGUCGUGUAGUAUUAAAUUGUAGUUUAAUCUUUUUGGUUUGUGGUUCAGCAUCAUCAAUGUAUUUCUGUCUUCUUCUCUGUAGAUUAUGUUAAACCAUGCAGGGGAUUAUGGGUUGUGUCAGUCAGGAUUAUAAUGGCCAUAAUCAGUCGAAUAAAUCUCUUAAUGUCA
Oncorhynchus nerka (sockeye salmon) is the source of this 3216-nucleotide messenger RNA. RefSeq names its product sialoadhesin. Gene Ontology annotation, cellular component: membrane. Lineage: Eukaryota; Metazoa; Chordata; Actinopteri; Salmoniformes; Salmonidae. The coding region runs from base 1446 to 2825 and encodes 459 amino acids. The transcript is spliced from 8 exons. The record is from RefSeq and is a predicted model, not a curated record. Gene Ontology annotation, biological process: cell-cell adhesion.